Messenger RNA from Hipposideros armiger (great roundleaf bat), 916 nucleotides. RefSeq names its product G protein-coupled receptor 87 (gene GPR87). Gene Ontology annotation, cellular component: membrane. The transcript has a single exon. The record is from RefSeq and is a predicted model, not a curated record. Lineage: Eukaryota; Metazoa; Chordata; Mammalia; Chiroptera; Hipposideridae. Gene Ontology annotation, biological process: negative regulation of adenylate cyclase activity; G protein-coupled receptor signaling pathway. The coding region runs from base 24 to 833 and encodes 269 amino acids. Gene Ontology annotation, molecular function: G protein-coupled purinergic nucleotide receptor activity.
ACUUUCCAGAAACACUCUGNGUAAUGACGCUGACAUUUCCAUUCCGAAUAGUCCAUGAUGCAGGAUUUGGACCUUGGUACUUCAAGUUUAUCCUCUGCAGAUACACUUCGGUUUUAUUUUAUGCAAACAUGUAUACUUCCAUCGUGUUUCUUGGGCUGAUAAGCAUUGAUCGCUAUCUGAAAGUCGUAAAGCCAUUUGGGGACUCGCGCAUGUACAGCCUAACCUUUACAAAGGUUUUAUCUAUUUGUGUUUGGGUGAUCACGGCUGUUUUGGCCUUGCCAAACAUCAUCCUAACAAAUGGUCAACUAACUACAGAAAAUAUUCAUGACUGCAUGAAACUGAAAAGUCCCCUGGGAGUCAAAUGGCAUAAUGCAGUCAUUUAUGUCAACAGUUGCUUAUUUGUGGCCGUGCUAGUGAUCCUGAUUGGAUGUUACAUAGCCAUAUCUCGGUACAUCCAUAAAUCCAGCAGGCAGUUCAUAAGCCAGUCAAGUCGAAAGCGAAAACAUAACCAGAGCAUUCGGGUGGUCGUGGCUGUGUUUUUUACCUGCUUUCUACCCUAUCACCUAUGCAGAAUUCCUUUUACUUUUAGUCACUUAGACAGACAGUUAGAUGAAACUGCACACAAAAUCCUGUAUUACUGCAAAGAAAUGACACUUUUCUUGUCUGCAUGCAAUGUGUGCCUGGAUCCAAUCAUUUACUUUUUCAUGUGUAGGUCAUUUUCAAGAAGGCUAUUCAAGAAGUCAAAUAUCAGAACAAGGAGUGAGAGUAUCAGAUCACUGCAAAGUGUCAGAAGAUCAGAAGUCCGCAUAUAUUAUGAUUAUACUGAUGUGUAGGAGCCAAAGACCACUGGGCCUUCUCUUGUUUGUUGAGGUCAAUAUGUACAAAGUGUAAAUAAAUGUUUCUUUUGAUUAGCCUU